Epinephelus moara (kelp grouper) is the source of this 7623-nucleotide messenger RNA. It is a transcript of the gene gpr37b, whose product is annotated as G protein-coupled receptor 37b. Lineage: Eukaryota; Metazoa; Chordata; Actinopteri; Perciformes; Serranidae. The record is from RefSeq and is a predicted model, not a curated record. Gene Ontology annotation, biological process: adenylate cyclase-inhibiting G protein-coupled receptor signaling pathway; positive regulation of MAPK cascade. The transcript has 2 exons. Gene Ontology annotation, cellular component: plasma membrane; signaling receptor complex. Gene Ontology annotation, molecular function: prosaposin receptor activity; G protein-coupled peptide receptor activity. The coding region runs from base 853 to 2718 and encodes 621 amino acids.
GCACGUCUGUCGGGCGUGGCUGGCUUGUCUGCCGGGGGGGCUGUAGCCGUAGCCUGCUCCGGGGCUGCUGGAUGCUCCGUGAUGGAUGCGGAGUGACAGAUCGGGGUUAGCCGCCAGGGGAGUCCAUUUUCUUGCAGCGCACGGUGCUAUCCGAGGAGAAAGCUGAGGAGGUGAGACACUGGACGCAGAGGAGGAAGGGACGAGAAGCAGACCGAUUUCCACCCCUCCUUUCUGACUCUCUGUCACACACAUACACACACACACAUGCACACACACUCUCUCUCUCUUCUCCCGUGCAUCACAACCUAGUGGGCUUUACCCGGACUGCACCGCAUUGACGCUGCUGCUGCUGCUGCUGCUGCUGCUGCUGCUGCCAGCCGACCCAGCCCACUAAACUAACGCACUAACAUACAGAGAGGGAAGCAGAGGGAGAAUCUGUGGCUUUACAUGCAGUUACGCACAGCUGCAAACUGGAUGCUGUGCGGAUUGUGUGCGUGGAUAUGCAGCAAUCCCCUCUGCACAUCUCUUUGCUUCUUUCUCUCUGGAUCCGGACUCUGAUUCGCUGUCCUGCUCGGUAAUGUCAAGACUUUGGAAGCGGGAGUGACUCGGGGAGUGAGGCGGCGGUUUUGGAGAUUACUGCAUAGAGCAAGGCGAGAGAAAAUUAAGAGAUAACUUGCAAGUUUUCCAGAGCUCGCAUCAUGAAUGUAGGUGUUUACUUGAGCCCAGUGAGCUCCCCGCUGUGCCGUCUCCAACAUGGGUGUUGACUGAAUGGAGGAGUAUCCCCGCGCUGCCACAGAAGGUAUGAAGAUGCACUUGUGAGGAUUAAAAACUGCGCUCAAUAAUUCCCGGACCAUGCAGAUUCUGCCGCCUAGGACGUUAUUUGUGUUACUAGCCCAUGCACAUGUGUUGUUAUCACUGAGAAAUAAUGGAGAAGCUAAAGAGGACAGCAACACCAGCGCGUACUCUGCCAGGACUUUCCACGGGUCACUCCGGGAGAGUCAUCAAAACAAAGCCUGGGACCGUGCGCUCUCGCCGGGGUACGCCACAGGUGCGUCCUCGGCGGAACUGCAGGCGAUUAUCCGAGGGCCUCUUAACUCCACUCACCCCUGGAAGAGGGUAAUUGCUGGAGAAACGAGGCGAAUUGGACACAACAAGCGCGACUUCAGUAGGACUGUGACACCCGUGGAGGAUCCCAACGCUGUCUCACAUUGGGACCCGACGCGCCACCACAAUAAGAGGAUAAAGUUGAAUGGCGGUCUUAGUAGUACGAGGACGCCAGCAGGUGGACACUACAAUGCGGCUAAGCCGUCUUCAAUGGGCCAGGGAGACGGAGGAGGGGGACCCGAGGAGGGCGACAGGCACAAGAGAGGCACAAAGGACGAGCAGAAGAAAGCCUCGAAGAGGGGGAGAAGCCGGCCGAACAAAAGCGCGGGGGCUUUGGCUCAACCUCACGCGUCGCCGUGGGAACCCAUCCCCAAGCCGGUGGCCCUCACCUCCACCGACCUGCCCUUUGACCUCUUCACCAGGAGGACCGAGUUCUUCACUUUCAGAGAGGAGAACCCCUGGGACGCCACGCCGAUCACCCCUCCCAGCUCGCAGGAUUUCGGGGAUGAGAUCAAGAACCCCUUUUACCCGGUGACAAGUGAGACUUAUGGCGCGUACGCGAUCACGUGCGUCUCCGGGGUUAUUUUCCUGGUGGGGAUAGCGGGCAACAUCGCCAUCCUGUGCAUCGUGUGCCAGAACUACUACAUGAAGAGCAUCUCCAACUCACUGCUGGCCAAUUUGGCUGUCUGGGAUUUUGUGCUCAUCUUCUUCUGCCUGCCCAUGGUGGUUUUCCAUGAGCUGACUAAGUCCUGGCUGCUGGGGGAGUUCACCUGCAAAGUGGUGCCCUAUGUGGAGGUGGCCUCCCUUGGUGUGACAACCUUCACCCUGUGUGCUCUGUGCAUCGACCGCUUCCGUGCAGCCACCAAUGUCCAGAUGUACUACGAGAUGAUCGAGAACUGCACCUCUACUACUGCUAAGCUAGCUGUCAUCUGGAUCGGUGCUCUCCUAUUGGCCCUCCCAGAGCUCCUCAUCCGACAGCUGGUGGCAGAGGACACAGGAAUGCCAGACGAGCCUCCUGUUGAACGCUGUAUUAUCAGGAUAUCCACCUCCCUUCCUGACAUGCUCUACGUACUGGGCUUGACCUACGAGGGUGCUCGGUUGUGGUGGUGCUUCGGCUGCUACUUUUGCCUCCCCACCCUCUUCACCAUUGGGUGCUCAUUGGUGACGGCACGUAAGAUCCGGCGUGCGGAGCAGGCCAGCGUGCGCAGCAACAAGAAGCAGAUCCGGCUGGAGAGCCAGAUGAACUGCACCGUUGUGGCGCUGGCAAUCGUCUACGGUGCAUGCGUGGUGCCUGAGAACAUCUGCAACAUAGUUUCUGCGUACAUGGCGGCAGGUGUUCCUGAGCACACCAUGUCCGUGCUCCAUCUUCUCUCCCAGCUGCUUCUCUUCUGUCGGGCUGCCGUGACACCGGCACUGCUGCUUCUCCUGUGUCGCCCGCUGGGCAGGGCCUUCCUGGACUGCUGCUGUUGCUGCUGCUGCUGUAACCACGCACCGUCCUCGGCCACUGCCAGUGACGAUAACGAACACGAGUGCACCACCGAGCUGGAGCUGUCGCCAUUCAGCACCAUCCGCAGAGAGCUGAGCAACUACACACCUGCUGGCUCCAACUGCUAAACUGACAUUCCUCAUCAGGGAUGGAGAGUUCAUUAGCUUUUAGCCUCUGGCUAGCAUUUUUCAGACUCGGCUAGGAGCGAUAUGCCUUACCUAGUCUAGUUACAUUUUUAAAUGGGUGCAUGAAUGAGGUUGGACACUGAAUAAUCACACUCAGCCAGUGUCCUACAUCUUUAACAUCCAUCCCUUACAAUAAUUCUAUAUAUUUACAGUAACUGUAUAACCCUAAUUUUCCAGGAAAGCUAACAAAAAGCAAAAUCUUCUUUCACUCAUGCCCUGGGGUGCUCUUAAAACAGGGUCAGUACAUAUUUUUAGCAUACCUGCCUGAAACCUUUAAAACUUAAAACCUCCCUGCUGUAGACCUUUUAUGCCUAAAUAUGUUUGGACAGUUCGGAUGGCCUCUUAACCUGUCUGUCUGGUUCCUCACAAGAGGUCGAAUCAGGUUAAUGUCUUUAGAUUUUCCGAUUCUGAAGCAGAAAAGCUGUUUCCCACAGGCCUCAUGCUUUAAGUAGCAUUUAGAGGUGAUAAUAUUUAUACUGUACAAUGUACAUAGAGAAAUGAUUGUACAGACUAUGUCACAGUAUGCUCUGUUAUGAUUAAUAAAACAGUUUGUGAUGAUAUGUGUAUUUGGCCCCCAUAAAUAAUAUUUAUGUAUGGGAAACUGUACUGCAUAUCUUAAGGUAGAAUAAUCAAUGCCAAUCACCUUCUAAAUGUGUCACAAAUUAUGGGGACGUGGCUAAUUAAUCAUAAAGUGCAACCUUUGUAUAAUAACUCAAAUACAGCAUCCAGCUAAACACGUGGGCUGACACUGCCUAUAGAAAUACAGGACUCAAUUUCAUCAGCUGUAAAGGUACAGUAAGUGUAAUGCUGCACACAUGGGAGCAAGGCUUACGAUAAUUAAACUAGCGCAGGGCGUCUCUGCAGUAAUGACAGUUUGCAAGUGGAGGACACAGAGGGGAGAGUGGAUUAGAGAAUCCAAAUGUACACAACACUGACACUGUAUAUUAAAAAAAUAUCCAGGCGACUCAAACACAACUGGGCUGGUCUCAGAGAUACAUAAACGCGUACGGUGUGGAAUUAAAAGGUUUCGGAACGGACUAAUUGAAAUCACAUUAGAGUUGAAUGGAGUGGAAUGGAAUCGAAUGAAACACUCCAGAUUAAAUUGAAUGGAGUGAAUAUGAAAAGAGUGGAAAAGUAAUGGAGCAUAACACCGUGGAAUAUAAUGGAAAAGGAUGGACUCAGCGUGGACUGGACUGAAAAUAAAUAUCUGCACUACACUGUUGUAUCAUGUUACGCCUUACACUUUGGGCUGUAUAUAUACUGUACACUUUCUUUGGUGCUCUUAUGAUGAAUGCACUGUAAACAACAAAUCCAUUGGGUCGACUUAAAUUCGCAAGUAAUUGAGCUGCGCACUAUGUUUUUGAUCAAGAAGACAGAUUGUCUGAGGAAUACAUGAACAAUGGUCAGGUGAAAGGAGAAAAAAAUCAAUGAAGAGUUUCACUGAGCUGCCGUAGACACAGUUUAGUGGGAUCAUCUGAGUCUUUGAGUAUAAAUACUGCCUUUGUUAACAGUGAUGGUACUUUGACACCUACACAGCAUGGUAAGUAUGGUAGCACUUUGUUACAGUUCAGUGAUUACUCAGUGUUUACUAGACACUGAUAAAUGAAAUACUAAUUAACUUGUAAUCAACAUUAUAGAGACGUGAAUAGAUGCAAUAAACUAGUGUCUACAUGUUUUUAUUUUACAUUGGUACAGAAAUAUAAUUUCUGGUAGUUAGUUCUGUUAUGUAACAUAUUUAAAUAUUAAUCAUCUAGGUAAUUACAACAUAUUAAAUUAUUAUUUAAAAAAGAAAAAAGUGCCAAUACUGCAUACUAUCAUUGUAAAUACAAUUGCUGGACUGUAAUUAUAAUGGGAUUGUACAUUUGUACAAAUAACUACUGCAAAGUUACAGUAAAUAUAAAGUAGCUGUUUCAUUUUCAUUAUUUAUUCACAACUUCUGAACUGUAAAACAAAGUGCUACCACAAGGGUAUAGAUUAAUUAGAGCGCAAAACCAUUGGUCGUUGGCUAAACCCCUACCCCGAUUGUCCAAUCGCAACUUAGCAACCAUAACUAGGCAGGACUGGUGAGACUGGAGAUGGGUCUGAUUGCAUCCGUGGCAGAAUGCAAACAUAAAUCAUCGGUUCAUGUAGGACAGGAAUGCCCAGUGGUUGCUGACCGCUCUAGUAAAUUUACUGACUUCUCGUCAGUGCAAUCAAACUCUGUAUUUUAAAUGCUUAUAUCAUUUUAUCACUACUUGUGAAUUUGAUAAACCAACUGGGGCAAACUAGUAAUUCCUUAGUGGUACAUUAACAUAAGUAAUUUGUACUAACUUGAUCUUAACAAAGCUAGCUUGCUUACCAUAUUGAGCUAGCUACCUUAGCCAGCAUUCAUUGAUGCUUAUAAUGUAGCAAAACGUUUAGUGUUAGCUUGCUAGCUAGCUUGCAGGCUAUAUUCCCAAAAGGGUGAUUCAUUUCAUUAGUAGACAUGGAAUUCUGUUGGAAUGGCACCAAUAAUUUCAGCCAGGUUCUCUUUGCUGCUGCUAACACGAAUCUUAAAAUCCGAGAUAUGUGUGUGCCUGAACUUUGGAUGUUUAAAGAGAACUGGACACAGAGUUGGAGGUGGGCCCCUGUUCAUUCAUGAAAGUUGCUCAGUGGCACAUGAAGCUAAAAAAGCUCAAUUCCUGCAGUAUGAAAUUACCCUAAUCUUUUGCAUUGUGGGGCCCACAGAGCAAGUGUGCCAAAGUCUUACAGCGGCCGCUUGAACUUGAAUGGGGGUAAAAUGAUUUGAUCAUGCAGCUCUUCUGGAAUUUCAAAAUGUUAUUAGACUAAAUGGAUCAAAUCCCAAUAGUGAUGAGUUAUUUCGGGGGGUUGUGACGAUCAAAAAAAAAUGCCUCCACUGAUUUACAGACGUCUCUUUCACAGUGUAAGGCUAUGUCUUUGUGUGACCCAUGGCAUCACAUGACGGACCACGUGGUGUAAUUCCACUUUUGACCAAAAGGCCUAUAAAAAAUUUGCUUCAAAGCCUGAGGCUGUUUCUUGUGGCUUGGCUUAAGCUACCACAUUAAGCAUCCACAUGAGCGGAUGCUUCUAAAUAACAGUUCUUGUGCCCCAUGAGCCAAUCAUAACAGUGGGUGUUCUUGUCCUAUCCUAACAAAUAAUCUACAGGUGGCUGCAGUCAGACUCUACUGUAACAAUGCAUACUUAAUGCCAGGGACAUGCAACUUUACUCUCAGUCUUUCAACACAUGAUCAUGUAUGUAGCCACCAAGUGCAUAAUUAAGAACCCUGUGAAAGGAUUCUCAUUUGAAAUGAGUCAGAGAAAUAGAUUAAAAGUCAGCUGGAUACUAGCUCAUGGUGCUAAUAUUAGCUUAGUUACCUUGCUACAGCUCAUAAAAUCCACCAGUAGCAGUUGUUAUUUCAGCUGGCAAACUCGAUCAUCACAGCUAGAAAUUGGUUAUUACUAACUUUCAGUGCUAUAUCUGCCACUGUUAUCUUGUAAACUGCAUGUGUGCCGAGAAUAGAAAGCUUUAUAGGCAUAACCAAAGUGGGUGGGGCUUUAUGGAAGGUCAACAAAAGUCGUGGUUCUUGAUGUCUGAUACCCUUUGCAGCUCGAUUACUUGAGUUUUUAAGGAGAACCAUUGAAAUGUUUUUCACAGUGUAUAAAUUUACAAGUGUAUUGUACUGUAAAUCUGUUUUCUUAAUUCUACCAAUCAGACUGGGGUCAAAACAAGGUUCAAACCAUGAUUACAACUCAUUAAAGCCAGAACUCUGGUACAGGUGGUAUUAUGGUAGAGGAAAAUAUGCUUUUAUGAAGCUGUUAAGCUAUGAAGAAAUCAGUUUCUUUAAUUAUUCAUAACAAAAAAUAAAUGGAGUUGAACUCUGUGAUGACCCAGGUGUGAUGCUCAUUGGUAUACUGUAUAUUGCGAUGAAUCUUUUGCAUACGAUUCUGCACUGCCAAACACCUUCUCUCUCUGUCUGUCUCUUGUGCUCUUGUGGUAGUAGCACACUAUCUCUGGGUGUCUCUCUCAGCGUGGAGGUCAGUUUGCCCUCAGCUCCAUCAAUACAGGAGGAAGAACUUUACUACAAAUCAUAAAUCACAAAAGGUUUGACAGCACCCAGGGCGAGUCAUACUAAAAAUAUACACAUAGUGAGAAUCCGUGGAUAAAGGGUGUUUUUUUCACCACCAUGGCCGGAGGCAGCAACCCUUAAUGAACUACAGUUUAUGAGCUCCAAGAGAUCCAGGUGGAUGUAGCCUCUGGUUGGCGGUGCCUGCAGUUCUUCAAGUGAAUAGAGGAAAUAGGCAGAAACACAGCAGCUCUGCACCACAAUGCCCUGCAGCCUGUUUGACAACUCUUUUUAUUACCAUCACUAUCAGGCUAUUGUGGGCCAAUGUGUAAACCUGUCCAGGGAUCUCAGUUUAUAUGCCCUUGCACCAGCCCAAUUUCUACCAAUAAAUCCCUCCACAGACUUUUUCUGUUUAGUUCAGUGAGCUUUAGUCCGGAUUUCUCACCUGUUUUUUGAUGUGCUAUAAAUGUGAACUGACCUCCUCUAUCUGAUUCUCUUUUUCUGCAUAUUUCUGGGAGUAUAGCUCAUUCUAAAUGGCUCGGUGUGUAGUGACGUGGUUCAAACUAUUGAUGAAGUGAUUCUUGUAAAUCAGUCAGUGAGACGUUUAUUCUGAAUUUUGUGAGUAUCCUCUUCACUCUGAGCAAAUUUGUGUCUGUAUUUGAUACCUGAAAAUGUAAGCACACGACCACUAUUGUCUCAAAGUCUAGUCACUGGUUUCUAAAUAGCUUUUUAUAUAGCCAAAAAAACUGUCCCUUUGUUUAUCAAAGAACUUUAUCUUGAAAACUGUAUAUUAAAAUCCUAAAUG